Molecule: messenger RNA, 2591 nt
Organism: Canis lupus familiaris (dog)
Lineage: Eukaryota; Metazoa; Chordata; Mammalia; Carnivora; Canidae
Gene: FA2H
Product: fatty acid 2-hydroxylase
Exons: 7
Coding region: 63-1181 (372 amino acids)
Biological process (GO): fatty acid metabolic process; lipid biosynthetic process
Cellular component (GO): endoplasmic reticulum; membrane
Molecular function (GO): fatty acid 2-hydroxylase activity; iron ion binding; heme binding
Source: RefSeq, a predicted model, not a curated record
GGAGAGCCGCGCGGCCUCGGAGCAGGAGUCCGGGCUUCCAGCUGCGAGCUCCGGUUCCCGCCAUGGCCCCCGCGCCGCCCCCCGCGGUCUCCUUCUCCCCGGCCGAGGUCCAGCGGCGCCUGGCGGCCGGCGCCUGCUGGGUCCGCUGCGGGGCCCGCCUCUACGACCUCACCGGCUUCUUGCGGCACCACCCGGGGGGCGAGCAGCUGCUGCGGGCCCGGGCCGGCCAGGAUGUGAGCGCCGACCUGGACGGGCCGCCGCACCGGCACUCGGCCAACGCGCGCCUCUGGCUCGAGCAGUACUACGUGGGCGACCUGCAAGGAGACCCUCAGGGCUCCGUGGAGAAUGGCACUGUGACCUCUGUGAACACUCGGAAGUCAGACCCUUUCAUGGAGCCAAAGCUCAAAAUGGUGGACUGGGACCAGGAUUUGGUAGACUGGCGGAAGCCCCUACUGUGGCAAGUAGGCCACCUGGGAGAGAAGUACGAUGAGUGGGUCCACCAGCCAGUGAUCAGGCCCAUCCGCCUCUUCCACUCUGACCUCAUCGAGUCCCUCUCCAAGAGUGUCUGGUACAGUGUCCCUGUCAUCUGGAUGCCCCUGAUGCUGUACCUCAGUUGGUCCUACUACCAAACCCUCGCUCAGGGCAACGUUCGACUCUUCGAGUCCUUCAGCACAGAGUACUCAGUAGCCAUGCCUGAGUCUGUGUUCCCGGGCCUCUUCAUAAUGGGGCUGUUCCUCUGGAGCCUCUUAGAGUACCUCAUCCAUCGCUUCCUGUUCCACAUGAAGCCCCCCAGCAACAGCUAUUACCUCAUCAUGCUGCACUUCGUCUUGCAUGGCCAACACCACAAGGCACCCUUUGAUGAUUCCCGCCUUGUCUUCCCCCCUGUGCCAGCUUCUUUGGGGAUUGCCUUAUUCUACCUUAUUCUACGGCUCCUCCUGCCCGAGGCAGUGGGGGGUGUUCUGUUUGUCGGGGGCCUUCUGGGCUAUGUCAUCUAUGACAUGAUCCAUUACUACUUGCACUUCGGCUCGCCACACAAGGGCUCCUACCUGUACCACAUGAAGGCCCACCACGCCAAGCAUCACUUUGCAUUUCAGAAGUCAGGAUUUGGCAUCAGCAGUAAAUUGUGGGAUCACUUCUUCCACACCCUUAUACCGGAAGAACCCCACCUGAAGAUGCAGUGACAACUCCCAGCCCCCUGGUCCGGCCCUCAGCCCAGCCGUGGCCCCUUUUCCCACCCCCGCCCCCAUCCAGACCCUGCAAAGAGGUUUGCUUGGCCAGGCAGGACAGGCUUGGCCAGGCCUUUGUGCUUGGUGGGGAAUGCUGGGGAAACCAGGAAGACUGGGGCUGACCCUGAGACUGCCAUCCUGGCCCACCACAGGUGGGUCACAUCCACUAAGCAGCCAAGUAGGUCUCAGGGACUAGCACUUUCCUGGGUCAUCCUGGCCUCUCCACUAGCAUCCCUGACCUGAGCCUUAGCCCACAGGACUGCGCAGGACCUGGCCAAUGGGGAAUUUCCCAAGGGGAAUGAAGGAAACUGACCCCUGGGGCCGGGCCUGUGUCCCACCUAUGCCUUAGCACCUUGGACUUCCUAGGACACACCCCCACAGUGGAGCUGCCAGCAUUAACAGCAACGAGCGGGUCUGCAGGGCCCAUGUCCCUCGUCUUCCUCACCUUCCUCUCCUGGGGAAAUCUGGUGGCUUUUGCUGUUCUGAUGAAUGGAGAACACAGAGGUGGAUGAAGUGCUCUCGCGAGAAGAGACAACAUGAUGCCUCCCAUAGGCCACCUCCAGUUCCCGGGACAGUGCUUUUGGACCCGCCAAUCACAAAUGCCAGCUGUACCGCCAGAUGCCUCAGGCUGCAACACAUCCAGCACCCACACACGUGGCCCUCACAUGCCUGUGCAGAUGGGUGGGGGGUGCUGAUGGGAGCCCAGGUUUCUCUCUUUAGGAAACACCAGCUUCUCUGGCCCUCCCCUCCCCUGCCAUUAGAAUCACAAAGCUUUUCCCCCAAGGGAGGCUAAAGAGGCCUCUCCAAGGGUAGGAACCCCACCCCACAUCUGGCCAUUCUUGACCUCCACCUGGCAUAGGUAGGCCUCUGCCCCCCUCACUCAGGACCCUUCCAGUACUGCCUCCUUACGCCAAGAAGGAGCCUCACGCGGUGCCUUAUCUCCCCUUUUGCUUUCCUGCACCUCCACCAGCAGAAGAGUGCCCGCCCCUUCUUCCUCAUAACCAAAACCCUCACUGCUCAUAAGAGGGUCUUAUUUAUAAACUACAUAAAUGUCCCUAGUCUGGCCCCAGACCAAGUAGCUGCUCAGACUGCCCUAUCUAAUCCUGCAUGUCAGGCUUAUGUAAAAAAAAAUGCGUCCUCUUUUUGUUCCCUUCUUACCCACAAACCGUUACUACUUGAAUUUUUUUGAAAACUCGAUGAGUGUAAAGGCUAAAAAGAAGCAGUGUGUUGGAUCCUGUGAUUUGUAUUGUUUACUGUGGAGCUAUUUAAAGAUUUCAGAAUAAAUAUACAAACUACAAUUGUGAAAUAAAGAUGUAAAUAAAUUGUAUAUUUUGAAAAAUAAAAACACUGAAAAAGUCAACAAAA